UCAGUCUUCUCAGCUUUAUAUAACCCACCAUGAGCAGCACGAAUGAGCAGCCAGCCUUUAUCUCGUCCACUUCCUGCCAACAGAGGUCCCUCUUCUCCAAAGAAACCAAACGCCACAGCAAACAGUUGCAGGCACAGAGAUCUUCAAUGGCGGACUUCUCAUCGCACCACUCUCUCCUCCUCAAGAUGCCUGCAGCUUUAACCAAUGGUCACUCCCCCAACCUCGCAAGCCUCUUGUUCUACGGCCAAAACCAUGGCCAAGGAACUACGGUGAAUGGAAAUGCAGCGUCUGGAACAGCAGCGGUCAUGGCGGAGGACGCUUCGCUUGAGAGCUCCUCUGCAGUGGUCGGCACCUCCCCUCAAGGAAGUGCAUCUCCAAUGGACAGGAAGAGGAAGGCCACAGAGGACAGUGCCACACUGAGCUCUGCUCACUCCAAGGAUUGCAAUCAGGAGGGCAAGAGGAAGAGGGGGAAGAAGUCCAACAAGGAGGCUGAGGAGAAGAGCACCACUGAUGAUGAGGCCCCCAAGGGGUACAUCCAUGUGAGGGCAAGGCGGGGUCAGGCAACAGACAGCCACAGCCUUUCAGAAAGGGUGAGGAGAGAGAGGAUCAGUGAGAGGAUGAGGAUGCUGCAAGCACUGGUCCCCGGUUGUGAUAAGGUUACUGGAAAGGCCCUGAUUUUGGAUGAGAUCAUCAAUUAUGUGCAGUCCUUGCAGAACCAAGUUGAGUUCCUUUCCAUGAGGAUUGCCUCUAUGAGCCCAGUUUUGUAUGGGUUUGGACUGGACAGUGAUGGCCUUCAUGACCAUGCACAAAUGGGAGGCAUGUUCCAAGAAGCCCUUGCAAUGCCUGGUCCAGUGCUGAGCCAAGCUAGCCCAGCUCCAUCACAAGCCAUCAUAGAGACUACUUCCACCACACCCUUCUCACUCCAGGGCCAGGGUGCCGUCUCUUUCUCUCAGGACAACGGCAGCACUUACCUGAUGCAACAAGCAGUGGGGGAGCCAACAAGGCAGGAGCUGCUCAACCAGUUGGUGUUCAACAUGUGCUCUUUCCAGUAGGGGAAGAGUAGUGAGAGAGAGAGGGGGGCCCACAUUGACGAUAGGAGGAAAUAAUGCUGCAAGAUUUGAUAGGCGCACCAGAUGAGUUUGAGAUGUUGGAUCUAAUCCAUCCCCUUGUCUGGAUUUGGAGAGAGCAACAAGUAGAGUCUGCUGUUCACACAUUUUCAGAGACUUUGUAGUAUUUCUAGCUCCUUUAGUAGGCAUUGUCCAUGAGGAUUUUCUCAGCGGCUGCAUCUGUCAUCACCACCAUUGUAGUCGAACUUGAGCAAUCAGUUGUUAAUACAUAAGAGAGCUAUUUUUGUACUCUGAACUGUGAUUAACAGUGUCAUUCAGUCCCC
Messenger RNA from Panicum virgatum (switchgrass), 1390 nucleotides. RefSeq names its product transcription factor bHLH137-like. The coding region runs from base 30 to 1052 and encodes 340 amino acids. Lineage: Eukaryota; Viridiplantae; Streptophyta; Magnoliopsida; Poales; Poaceae. The record is from RefSeq and is a predicted model, not a curated record. Gene Ontology annotation, molecular function: DNA-binding transcription factor activity; protein dimerization activity. Gene Ontology annotation, cellular component: nucleus. The transcript is spliced from 8 exons. Gene Ontology annotation, biological process: regulation of DNA-templated transcription.